AUGAAUUACAAUGGACAACAAACACCGAGAUUGAAUGGCAAAAACAAAACCCUUGGUGCGCUCUCGCGUCGAACCUUUCUCAUGUUCUGCGCGUUUUGCAUUCUGGUAUCCUUGUGGAUCGCAAACGAUUAUCAACAACCUUACCUGUAUCAUAACUUGAUGUCAUCAACAUUUGAUGAUGGAGAGAAUUCGAAGGAUGUGAAAGAAUGGAGGGGGGCUACCGAAAAGCUCUGCCAAGCAAUAGUAGAACAGCCGUCGACCAGUGAACAAUUGCGAGUCCAAGCAAAGGAAGUAUUGGAAGUGGAGGCCAUUAAGAGGUUUGAGCUUCCAAGACAUGGAAAUGUGAGAGGCGAGAUUCCAAUAGAACGCAAGAAGUACGAAAAAUGCCGUCACGCCUUCAUUGAUCUCGGAACCAACAUUGGCGACUCGAUUGGAUACUUUGUCGACGGUGCCUUGGAUGUUUGCACUCCAAUCUGGAAACGCAAAUUUCCUCGAAGUCGAGUGAAUGAGCAGUUUCCGCACCCGCACUUGGAUGUAGCUAAUUUGGAAAUCCACAACAAGGGAUCUGGAGUCAAUCCAUUAAUGGGAAUGAUGAGAAAAUACAUGACUGCAGAUCCACCAAUGCUCCCCGAAGAUACAUGUGUCUAUGGUAUGGAAGGAAACCCAACAUUUACAGAACGGUUGAAGAAGUUAGAGAAUUUCAUUAUGGACAUGAAACCUCGUCCAGUCCGUCACCUUCACAUUCAUACCGAAACUGUUGUAACCGAGGAGGAUAAGCCAACUACACUCUACCUCGACAAGACUUCCGUCGAGAACAAUUUCUGGGGAUCUAGCAUCUUGAGUAGUCAGCAGGAUGCAGUCAAGACCGCCAAGGAGUUAAAUGGCGGUCAAUCAAUCACAGCAAACGUCAAUGGUCUUCGCCUGACGACACUAGUUAAGAAUACAAUGCUUCCUUACCAACCAGAUGCAACUGAAGACGAUAAGAAAGGUGGCCGACUAAUUAUCAAAAUGGACGUAGAAGGUGCGGAAUACCAAAUCAUCAAAGAGAUUGCAUCUAGCAAUGUCUUGUGCGACUACAUCAGUAUGGGCAACAAGGUUGUCAUGAUUGUGGAAAUGCAUCACAUGUCCAUUACGGAUGCAAAGGAGCGAAUGUCGCAAAAGAAUGGCUUCCAACAGGCAAAGAAGAAGUUGGAAGAAUGCGGUGUGGUAUUUGGAAAACUACAUGCCUACUGGAACUAA
Molecule: messenger RNA, 1239 nt
Organism: Cylindrotheca closterium
Lineage: Eukaryota; Bacillariophyta; Bacillariophyceae; Bacillariales; Bacillariaceae
Source: the annotation of a GenBank genome assembly